CGAUAUUUUGCAUCCUGCGAUGUGAUGAUCAAUGUCAUUUUUUGUUUUGUUGCAAUCCAUGGAUUAAAAAAGUGAAACUUUGUUUUGGUUUUGCUUCGCAGUGAUGUUUUUUUCGCUGAAGUUAAAAAUUGAUUGAGAUUUACAUAGAUUGAAAAUUUCAUAAAAGUAGAGUGAAUUUUUGUCCAAAAUGGUGAUUUAUGGAGUAUACAUCGUGAGCAAAUCGGGAGGAUUGAUAUUUAACCUGGAUCACAAUGUGCCCAAGAUAGAAACUGAGCGAACGUUCAGCUACCCUCUAGAAAUCAAUUUGGAGUAUGAGCAGAAAAAAGUUUCUGUCGGUUUUGGUCAAAAGGAUGGAAUAAAUGUUGGUCACGUGCUGGUUUGUGUUAACGGCAUCCUAGCCAACGGUUCCGUCCUGGAAGAUGGUCGUGAAAUCAAAGAAAUAAUCGAAAAUAAAGAAAACUAUCCGUUGACGCUUAAGUUUAGUCGCCCCAAGAUGACCACCAACGAAAAAAUCUUCCUGGCCAGUAUGUUCUAUCCGCUGUUUGCCAUCGCCAGUCAGCUGAGUCCGGAACCGAAAAGCAGUGGCAUCGAGGUGCUAGAGGCAGACACAUUCCGAUUGCACUGCUUCCAGACGUUGACCGGUGUGAAGUUUAUGGUCGUGGCCGAAAGUCUUCAGCUGGGAAUGGAUGUGCUAUUGAAACGAAUCUAUGAACUAUACUCGGAUUAUGUGCUGAAAAAUCCGUUCUACUCGCUGGAAAUGCCCAUCAGAUGUGAGUUGUUCGAUAUAAACUUGCAGAGUCUGUUAGAACAGGUCGAGAAAAAUGGUAUUACUAGCAUUUGAAGUUAUUAAACCGUAGUGUUUUAAGAUACUA
Messenger RNA from Armigeres subalbatus, 872 nucleotides. It is a transcript of the gene Trs23, whose product is annotated as trafficking protein particle complex subunit 4. Gene Ontology annotation, cellular component: TRAPP complex. The record is from RefSeq and is a predicted model, not a curated record. Bases 188 to 841 code for a protein of 217 amino acids. Lineage: Eukaryota; Metazoa; Arthropoda; Insecta; Diptera; Culicidae. Gene Ontology annotation, biological process: endoplasmic reticulum to Golgi vesicle-mediated transport. The transcript is spliced from 2 exons.